AUGGUUGCCGUCUCCAAGAUCGUCUUCGUCGCCACCGCUGCUGCCGGUGUGAUGGCCGCCCCUGCUUCCCAGCAGGCUGGUCCUCUUGUCCAGUUCAACGAGGUCAAGCAGCUUCCUGCUUCCUGGGCCUCAGUUGGCCAGGCCAACCGCGACACCAUGGUCAAGGCCCAGAUUGGUCUUAAGCAGAACAACAUCAAGGGUCUCCAGGCCAAGCUCAUGGACAUCUCCAACCCCGAGAGCCCCAACUACGGCAAGUGGCUGUCCAAGGAGCAGGUUGACGAGUACACUGCUCCCGCUGCCGCCGAUGUUGCUGCCGUCAAGGCCUGGCUCGCCGCCAAUGGCAUCACUGAGGUCUCUAUGCCCUCCAACGAUUGGAUCGAGUUCUCCGUCCCCAUCCACCAGAUGGAAUCUCUUCUCGCCGCCAAGUACGAGCUCUACCAACACGCCACCACUGGCGCCAAGGUCCCCCGUACCAAGCAGUACUCUGUUCCCCAGAACCUGCACUCCGUGAUUGACGUUGUCACGCCCACCACUGCCUUCGUCUCCAAGAUUGCUCCUCACAUCCACGAGAACAGCGCCAAGGGUGCUGCUGCCGGCGGCCUCACCAGCCCUGCCUCCAUCAAGUCGGCCUACAACGUCGACUACACCCCCUCUGGCAACGGCCAGCUCAUUGCCUCGACCGGCUUCAUUGGCAUCGGCGCCUCCCACCAGGACUACGCCGCCUUUGGCCGCCAGUUCGUCUCUGGCCUCAAGGACUUUAAGGACGUCGGCGUCAACGGUGGCAGCAACAGCGGCGACGGCAGCCAGCUUGAGGGUAACCUCGACACCCAGUACAUGGGUGGUGUUGGCCACCCUCUCCAGAGCGAGUACCUUGCCGUUGCUCCCACCGGCUCCGACGACAAGUCCUUCAACGAUGCUAUGCUCGCUCUCACCAGCUACCUCAACACCAACGCCAACCCUCCCUCCGUCGUCUCCACCAGCUACGGCGCUGAGGAGCGCACCCUCGACGGCAGCUACCUCGACCGUAUCUGCAACGAGUUCAUGAAGGCCGGCUCUCGCGGUGUCAGUGUCUUCUUCUCCUCCGGUGACAACGGCAACGGUGGAAACGGCGGCAACAACUGCAACAACGGCUACUACGGAACCUGGCCCGCUAGCUGCCCCUACGUCACCACUGUAGGUGGCACCGAGUUCGACUCCAACAACAACGAGGUCGUCGCCAACUUUGCCCAGUACACCAACGGCAAGAUCACCUCCCCUGGCGGUGGCUACUCUGAGCACUUCACUGCUCCCGACUACAACAAGAACGUCACUCAGGCUUACGCUAAGACUCUCCCCAGCGCCAUGCAGCAGCGCCUUAACGCCAACAACCGUGGCUACCCCGACAUCUCCCUCGUCAGUGUCAAGUACCAGACCAACGUCAACGGCCAAAUCGCCCAGGUCCUCGGUACCUCUGCUUCCUCCCCCGCCAUUGCUGCCCUCUUCGGUGCUCUUAACGACUACCGCAAGUCCAAGGGCCAGGCCAACCUCGGCUUCAUCAACCCUCUCCUCUACUCCUCCAAGACCCGGAACGCUCUCCGUGAUGUCACCUCUGGCCGCAACCCCGGCUGUGACAGCGUUGGCUUCCCUGCCCAGUCUGGCUGGGAUGCCGCCAGUGGUCUCGGCUCCUUUGACUUUGCCAAGUUCCGCACUCUCAUCUAA
Messenger RNA from [Torrubiella] hemipterigena, 1698 nucleotides. The record is from the annotation of a GenBank genome assembly. NCBI's taxonomy places the organism in Eukaryota, Fungi, Ascomycota, Sordariomycetes, Hypocreales, Clavicipitaceae.